Molecule: messenger RNA, 1592 nt
Organism: Pieris brassicae (large cabbage white)
Lineage: Eukaryota; Metazoa; Arthropoda; Insecta; Lepidoptera; Pieridae
Product: sodium channel protein Nach-like
Exons: 13
Coding region: 57-1592 (511 amino acids)
Biological process (GO): sodium ion transmembrane transport
Cellular component (GO): membrane
Molecular function (GO): ligand-gated sodium channel activity
Source: RefSeq, a predicted model, not a curated record
AGGGAAAGACUCCACCACCAAUAUUAGAAAAUCUUUCUAUACAUGGCGUUAAAAAAAUGUCCAGUAAGGAAAAAUCCCACACACUGUGGAGAGUGAUUAUGUUUAUUAAUUUGAUCGUUACUAUGAUCUUGUUGGUUGUAAUCAGAGAUGGAUAUAACGGUCAACACAUCGUCACACGAAUAAAUUCUAACUGCAAAAUUAAUGAAGUUCCCUUUCCGGCGGUCAGCAUUUGUAAUUACAAUUUGGUGUCGAACAAAAGGUCUCAAAACAUACAAAGUAUUUUAAAAUCGUCAAACGUAUCCGGUUCGGAUAUAGAGCUGUUCCUGCAAAGCCUCCCCAACCUAGUCGAUUAUCGUAACUCGAACGGCCACACGUCAGACUUUGAUCACAUUCUGCGUGUUCUUAAAAAACAUUACUUUAAUAUCGACACUAUAAUGGAAGAGGUACACCAGAGGUGUGAAGAUCUGCUGCUGUACUGCAGUUUCAACAGAAAGCCAAUGAUUUGCACAGACAUGUUCCGUUUGGUGAAAACUUUUGAAGGCCACUGCUGCACGUUCAACUACGUCGCUCUAAACGAUGAUAGCGUUGAGAACGUCCUUCCCGAUAAGGAUCAUGAACAUUAUGAGGAUACGGAAUCGGACCACAAACAUUCUGAGAUUAUAAUCACGGCGGAGUCAGGCAGAGGUUCAGGUCUGCUUGUAGUUUUCAACGUAGAGCCGAGUGAUUACCCACCCUGGGCUCUCACUCAAACAUAUGGUGCGAAGGUCCUGAUAAAUGACCCAAACGACUACCCAGAGUAUUCAGUGAUCUACAAACGCGUGUACACUGAGAUAUCCCUAGACAUCAAGGUGCAGCCUUCUGUGUUUGAUGCCGACGAAUCCCUCCGCAGCAUUCCCAACGCGUAUCGUGGCUGUGCUUUCCACGACGAAAUCGAACUCAAACAUACGGACAGGUAUUCUUGGGAGACUUGCAAAACAGAAUGUAAAAUGAGGAGCUAUUUGAAGUAUUGUGGCUGUGUGCCGUAUAAGUACCCGCAAGAGGCAACGCCUCGAAUCUGCGAGUUCAAAGACUUGAGGUGCUUGAACAACUUCAGAGCGAAGAAAUUAUCUUCGGAACUUUGUGAGCCGCUUUGCUACCAGGAGUGCCGAGACAAGCAAUACCGCGUCACCAACAACAUUAUGCCACUCGUUGCAGACUUGUAUCCCGACGACGUUAUGAAUAACAGAAACGCCAGUGAGCUAACAGCACUGCAGGUGUACUUCGACAGACCCACCUGUAACUGCUAUAAGAAGAUGUUACUCAUGGACUUCAUUUCUAUUAUUGCUACAUAUGGUGGCAUCUUUUCACUCGGCUUUGGAGCGUCGCUUCAUACUCUAUUUGAAGUCGCCUUUUUAACGCAUCUCCACGGAGAGGGUAUGCGCAGGAGCCGUGCGACGCGACGAUCGCGUCACGUGACUAAGCUGCGUCUGAGCGCGUGUGCACCCAACAUCCCCGGCCCUGGAUACCAUUACUCCCCCUCCUCCUGCCCCGACACCAGCUCCUCCGCAAGCAUAACGCAAAGAGUUCAUCUGCAAGCAAGCUAUUUAUGUUAA